CUGAUUUACACACAGACAGAGGUGAGGAAGAGAAGAGAGUCAGAUAGAUUGAGUGAGACAGAGAAAGAGAGAGAGAGAGAAAGAAAGACAGACAGACAGACAGAGUGGAAUAACUGAGUUUCUCCAGAUGGGGACCCAGAAAAACAUCUGGGUCUCUGUCCUGCUCCUGGUGGCUGCUUUUCAGCAGAACAUCACUGCAGGAUGUAACACUCAGACAUGUAACCCAGCAGUGGACGGGUCCUUACAUGAUUAUGGAGCGAAGACCUUGACCGAAGGUUUGCACAUUCCCUUCCGUCAGUACGCUGGGAAGUAUGUCCUCGUUGUCAAUGUGGCCACCUUCUGAGGACUUACCUUCCAGUAUUUGGAACUGAAUGCACUACAAGAGGAGCUAAAAGAUCUGGGCUUCAUAAUUCUCGGAUUUCCUUGUAACCAGUUCGGGAAACAGGAACCUGGGGAAAAUCAUGAGAUCUUGUCCAUACUAAAAUACGGCCGUCCAGGCAAAGGAUUUGUUCCAAACUUCCAGCUCUUUGAAAGAGGUGAUGUGAACGGCGAAAACGAGCAAAGUGUUUUCACUUUCCUGAAGAAUGGCUGCCCACCUGUUGGUGAAAGCUUUGGAAACCCCAUCAGCAGGCUGUUUUGGGAACCGCUGAAAGUCACUGACAUCAAAUGGAAUUUCGAGAAGUUUCUGGUGGGCCCUGAUGGAAAACCGCUGAUGAGGUGGUUUCCAAGGGUGAACGUUUCCGAAGUCCGGUCUGACAUCAUAAAGCUCAUCAAAGAGCUGAAUUCUAAAAACUAAUCAGCUCCUUAGCUAAAAAGCAUCAUAUAUUUGUAUCUUUCCAGGUGGUUAGAUAAUGUUCUGUUGUGCCAAACAUAUGAACAGAACCAUUUUAAAAUUAGAGAAUCAUACUUUAGUUUAAAGUUAUUCAAUCCCGCACCUUCAGGACCACAGAACUGAGUGAUUUCCACUAGAACAUGCCUGACUCAACACACAAGCUGUUUCAAGUCUGUUCAGAUUAGGGAACCAUUCAGUUGUGAAGAAUUGUAACCCCCCAGACCCAGUUCAUAUAGAACACAGAUGUAGAUUUUAAAAAAAGAAAGAAAAAAAGAUUAAAAAAAAAAAAAAAGUAAUUGAGUGAGGCAGGUAGGAACAUGGUGCACUGUGGUGGUUCUGGAGUUCUGGACAUGUUCAUGAAGCUCAGGUUUAAAAGCAGGACAUUCUGCAAAGCCUGAUUGGAGGCUGGGGGAUAAGAGCAGCUCUUCAGUGCAUUCAGGCUGCUUGGUUCCACCUAGACAUGUCUGGUUCUCUAGAGUGACCCAUCAGACCCUGCUCCUACCUGCGAGGGGAUUCUGUUAAUAAAGCAUUAAAGAAAA
This is a messenger RNA of Hemibagrus wyckioides, 1371 nucleotides long. It is a transcript of the gene gpx3, whose product is annotated as glutathione peroxidase 3. NCBI's taxonomy places the organism in Eukaryota, Metazoa, Chordata, Actinopteri, Siluriformes, Bagridae. Gene Ontology annotation, molecular function: glutathione peroxidase activity. The record is from RefSeq and is a predicted model, not a curated record. Gene Ontology annotation, biological process: response to oxidative stress. The transcript is spliced from 5 exons.